AUGGCGCCCACCCUGGCCACUGCCCAUCGGCGCCGCUGGUGGAUGGCCUGCACGGCCGUGCUGGAAAACCUCCUCUUCUCGGCAGUCCUCCUGGGCUGGGGCUCGCUGCUCAUCAUGCUCAAGUCGGAGGGUUUUUACUCCUACCUGUGUACUGAGCCAGAGAAUGUCACCAAUGGCACAGUGGGGGGCACAGCAGAGCCGGAGCACGAGGAGGUGAGCCGAAUGAAUGGCUGGCUCAGCUGCAAGGCCCAGGAUGAGAUGCUAAACUUGGCCUUCACCGUGGGCUCCUUCCUGCUCAGUGCCAUCACCCUGCCUCUGGGCAUCGUCAUGGACAAGUACGGCCCAAGGAAGCUCAGGCUGCUGGGCAGUGCCUGCUUUGCUGUCUCCUGCUUGCUGAUUGCAUAUGGAGCAAGUAACCCAAACUCCCUCUCCGUGCUCAUCUUCAUCGCCCUGGCUCUGAAUGGCUUUGGUGGGAUGUGCAUGACAUUCACCUCAUUAACACUGCCCAACAUGUUUGGUGACCUUCGGUCCACGUUCAUUGCCUUGAUGAUUGGAUCCUAUGCCUCCUCAGCAGUCACCUUCCCAGGAGUCAAGGUCAUCUACGACUUCGGCGCCUCCUUCGUUGUCAUGCUCGUGGUCUGGGCCGGCUGCUCCGGGCUGGUUUUCCUCAACUGCUUCUUUAACUGGCCCCUGGAGCCCUUCCCGGGCCCAGAGGACAUGGACUACACGGUGAAGAUCAAGUUCAGCUGGCUGGGCUUCGACCACAAGAUCACUGGAAAGCAGUUCUACAAGCAGGUUACCACGGUCGGGCGCCGCCUCAGCGUGGGCAGCUCCAUGCGGAGCGCCAAGGAGCAGGCGGCGCUGCAGGAGGGCCACAAGCUGUGCCUGUCCACCGUUGACCUGGAGGUCAAGUGCCAGCCCGAUGCCGCAGCGGCCCCCUCGUUCAUGCAGAGCGUGUUCAGCCCCAUCCUGCUGCUCAGCCUGGUCACCAUGUGCGUCACUCAGCUGCGCCUCAUCUUUUACAUGGGCGCCAUGAACAACAUCCUCCAGUUCCUGGUCAGCGGCGACCAGGACGUAGUGAUGGCUACCGUGGGCCUCUACACCUCCAUCUUCGGUGUGCUCCAGCUGCUCUGCCUGCUGACAGCCCCCGUCAUUGGCUACAUCAUGGACUGGAGGCUGAAGGAGUGUGAAGAUGCCCCUGAGGAGCCCGAGGAGAAAGACGCCAACCAAGGUGAGAAGAAGCAGCAGCGGGACCGGCAGAUCCAGAAGAUCACCAACGCCAUGCGGGCCUUCGCCUUCACAAACCUGCUGCUCGUGGGCUUUGGGGUGACUUGCCUCAUUCCCAACCUGCCUCUACAGAUCCUCUCCUUCAUCUUGCACACGAUCGUGCGCGGAUUCAUCCACUCUGCCGUCGGGGGUCUCUAUGCCGCUGUGUACCCCUCCACGCAGUUCGGCAGCCUCACAGGCCUGCAGUCCCUGGUCAGUGCGCUCUUCGCUCUCCUGCAGCAGCCCCUGUUUCUGGCUAUGAUGGGUCCCCUCCAAGGAGACCCUCUGUGGGUGAAUGUGGGGCUGCUUGUCCUGAGCAUGCUGGGCUUCUGCCUUCCCCUCUACCUCAUCUGCUACCGGCGCCAGCUGGAGAGGCAGCUGCAGCAGAAGAGGGAGGACGACAAGCUUUUCCUCAAGCUCAACGGCUCGUCCAACCGGGAGGCUUUUGUGUAG
Messenger RNA from Lipotes vexillifer (Yangtze River dolphin), 1719 nucleotides. It is a transcript of the gene SLC43A2, whose product is annotated as solute carrier family 43 member 2. Lineage: Eukaryota; Metazoa; Chordata; Mammalia; Artiodactyla; Lipotidae. Gene Ontology annotation, biological process: neutral amino acid transport; transmembrane transport. The transcript has 14 exons. Gene Ontology annotation, molecular function: L-amino acid transmembrane transporter activity; neutral L-amino acid transmembrane transporter activity. The coding region runs from base 1 to 1719 and encodes 572 amino acids. The record is from RefSeq and is a predicted model, not a curated record.